Labrus mixtus (cuckoo wrasse) is the source of this 4129-nucleotide messenger RNA. It is a transcript of the gene podxl, whose product is annotated as podocalyxin-like. The record is from RefSeq and is a predicted model, not a curated record. Gene Ontology annotation, cellular component: apical plasma membrane; microvillus membrane. Gene Ontology annotation, biological process: positive regulation of cell-cell adhesion mediated by integrin; negative regulation of cell-cell adhesion; cell migration. The transcript is spliced from 8 exons. Lineage: Eukaryota; Metazoa; Chordata; Actinopteri; Labriformes; Labridae. Bases 422 to 1828 code for a protein of 468 amino acids.
UCACUCACUCAGAGGCUGAACACUUUGCAGGAGAGAGAGGACAAUACAGCAGCAAGAGAGAGAGAGAGAGAGAGAGAGAGAGAGAGAGAGGAAGGUAGAGAGACACUGAGUAACAGCGGUACACCAAGGAGACCACAGAAACACUCUCUCCCCCCAAAUCCCCAACUCCGCUGCACAGAGAGACACACAAAAGCAUUCUUGGCUUUCAGUUUAAACGGAGAAAAAAAAAAAAGUGAACAAUACGUUGGGCGAGAUCAUUUACUCGAGAUACAAAUUCAAGCAGAAAGGCGUGACAGGACGUACGGCGUCAAACUCGCGCUUCUCAUAAAGCGUCAAAACGUCUCCAAGGAGCGAAGGAGUGAGGGAUCUGUGCGCAGCGCUGCAUGAAGGAUAAAAAACAUCUGGGAGAAGAAGAAACAGGAUGAGAGCGACUCUGAGGAUCACAUGGCUGCUGCUGCUGCUUUCAACCAGCUUCCUGUUUCACAUCGUCUCUGCAAACGCUGACGCUCAGAACAUCACUUCUGCGACAAACAACAACACUGACUCAACUGCUGCCACGAAGGCUACGACAGACGCUCCUACAAGCAUAACUGUAGCACCAUCUGCUAAUCUGACGCAGAUGUCAACAAAUACAACUGCUGUAUUUGUAGAUGUCAACAAAAUGGCCACCACUCCCGCUGUCACAGUGACCACUACCGCAAAGCCAACAGAUAAACCAGGUUCCAUCCAACCAGCAGCGACCAUCGUCCCAAACAACCAGCCAGCAACUACCACCAUUAGCCUCUCUACUGGGUCUACAACUCAGCUGAACAACACGUCCACGACCCUGAGCCCAGCUGUAACCACCGACAGCAGCAGCGUUGGUGGUUCCGUGGUUUCCUCCAGUGCUCCCAUAGUACAGACGACAAAACCCUCUGGAUUCAGCGGGGUGUCCCCUAGCACUGGAUCGCCUGUAACACAGCCGGGAGGUCCAGGUAGUGUGGGGACUACAAACCCCGCAAGGAUCUCGACAGGUGCUCCAGGCCCAGGGCAGCCGGCCACGAGUCACACAACCAUCACAUCCAGGAUGAGCCAGCAGGGCGGGGGAGGAGGUUCAGAGAAAAUGACCACGACGAUGACAAACCAACAGCCGACGGCAUCGAAGGACCCGGGGCCUGUUGGGAACACUGGGACCUCCAGCUCCCCCCCUACCCUCACCAAAGCAGGACCUCUAGCAGGAGGAACCUCAGGGACCCGAGCUGGAACCACUGCCCCCCAGAUCCCAACCACCUUUGAUACGACCUCAGUCGCUCAGCUGAAGACGUUUGUGUAUUCUCUAAACACGGGACAAGAGAAAGACGAAAAGCACGAACUGGUGGAGGUGUGCAAGCGGCUGAUGGUGAACCUGCAGGAUGGAAACUGCACCCUGACAUGGAGGCAUCACAACGACAGAGUCCAGUUUGACUGUGUGGAGAUCAACGGGAAAGUAAAAACCAACCUGGCAACGCAGAUCUAUGAAGAAAUCAACAAGAAACCGACGGAUAAUAAAACCCUGAUCGCCAUCCUGGCGUCGUGUGGAGCUCUGCUCAUCAUGAUCGUCAUCCUCGCCGUCUGUGCCUCACACCACCGCAAACCUUACAACGAGAACCAGCAACACCUGACGGAGGAGCUGCACACGGUGGAGAACGGUUACCACGACAACCCCACGCUGGAGGUGAUGGAGGUGCAGCCGGAGAUGCAGGAGAAGAAGAUGGCGCUGAACAACGGGGAGUUCAACGACAGCUGGAUCGUCCCCAUCGACAACCUGCUGAAGGACGACAUGCCCGACGAGGAGGACACUCACCUGUAGAGACGACGGCGCACACAGAAGAAGAAGAAUUAGACGAAGAAGAAGAAGAAGAAGAGGAGGAGGAGGAGGAGGAGGAGGAGACGGGAGGACCUGGCUGCUGGAGAUUCUUGUUCAUGGAUCAAGAAAUGACUUUUCAUUUUACAAAGAGAACAAUCACACCCCCUCAUACACGCUGUUUAGAUUAAUUUCUAUCAUACUUUAAGGAUGAAGAACCAAUGAAAUCUUUCAUGGAGGCCUUCUGAGCUUAAAAAUAUGUUUCUAAAUAUGUGCCUACACAGUUUCUACACAUACAGUAUCUUCUUCAGCUGUGACUUCCUACAGAGCAUAAAUCCAAACGUGAUCUCCAGAAAGUUCCCAAAACACAAAGAGCCUUGUGCCUUUUCCCCCCCCGACUUGAUUUGAACACAAACGUGUUCAAGGGCGAGUCAGGUGGCGAAGAAAACGGAUCACUGUGCUCUGAAAAACCCGAGACGAAGACUGUCACGAGCGGUCAAAUCAACGCCAGCUGCCUCGGCGGUCCUAGUGUUACUAACAUAGAUAAGAUGACCUCAGGAUACUUCACAGCAUCCUGGUGAUUUUCACUAGUGCACGUCGGCGCUGCCAGUGGCUCCAACUGGUGAAACUGAGUAUUAAAACUUAACGGGGAGGGAAUGUCGGUUUAGGAAUAGGACAAAUGAAGGAGUUUAAUCCCAGAUGCAACAUGUUGACGCGAGGAUGUACGGAAAGCCUGAGAGGACAAAUCACUUAGUUAAUUUUUAGUUCUGAUUUUGGUUUAGUCUUUAAAUUCAAGGCCUUAAUUUAUGGUUUCUGUCUUUAUCUCUCUCGUUGUUUUGCACGUUUUUGCUCCUCCACACGUGACUGGGCUUCAGAAAGUGUUGCCCCUGUAUCCCCCCCUCAUGGGCGGCCUUGCAUGGAAUCAGAGUUUAACACAAACUCAAACACAAUGCCAACGACAAUUUGCCUGUACAAACGCUUGUACCGCAAUAGAGGAGAAAGGAAUCAUCUAAUUAGAAAAUAAGUCUUCACAUUUGUCCUCUCCGGUUCUCCGUUACACCAAGAUAUUACCAUCGUGUUUUCAAAAAGAUCAUCAGUAUUUAAACGCCUCAUUUUAAAAACAAACAUACACAAACACUUCACUGCUGAGCGACAGAAGCCACAGAGUCUGACGGGGCCAAAAGCACAAUCACAACAAGGAGUUUUAAAAACAUACCAAAUAUUUAUACAGAAUCAGUCCGUCAUUAUUCAGGAUUUAAAACUGAGAGACACUUCCUGUUUAUCUCCUUCACUGAAGCUUCAGUGUUUAUCCAGCUCUGCAUCGGUCUGUAAACCUUUCUGUGUUCUAACCUCUCUCCAUUUUUCAAAAAGCAUCUCCAAUAUUGAUCCUAGUUUGAGCACGUUUCUGCUCGUGGAGCUUUUUAGGUCGAGUACAAUCACUUCUAUCUGAACCAGUUCUCUUGCCCGCUUCCAUCGCUGCAACACCUGUUGGUUUGACCUGAUAACUGCUCUCAUAUCUGGCAAACCGAGGGGCGUCCAAAACGGCCGUGUGGGGGUGCCUUAAAACCGCCUACCUUCUCUGGUCCAAACAAAUCCAGAGCAUUCAGGAGCAGAAUCUAAAGUUAGAAGGAGGACAUACUGGCUGCUGCAUUGUUGUCAGAGAAGCCAGCACUUCAACAUAGCAUGUUUCCUUAAUGUCUGAUCAUACAGUGAGGUCACUUCAUCAUUUCACUCACUACACAUCUCACUGAUCGGACCUUUAAGAUUUCAUUUAAAAGUCAAGAAGAUGCAGAGACUUCCCCUAUGAAGCAAUAAUCCUCUAAACCUCCACAGUAAGUCAAACAAUAAUGAUUGAGAUAACACCGGACUGAUGACGCUCAUUAUGUACAAACAUGUGUCGUAAACACUGUAAAUAUUUGUAUUUUUUCACGGUUGCUGAAGCUGGAGGGAACGGAGUCGAAACGACCCUGCAGCAGAGCCGGAGCACAUUUGAACAUUUGUCUUCCCUUUAAGAAGUUAAUAUAUAUUUUCUUAUAAAAACAAGUGAAUCCGUCAGCUUGGGCACUCCAAUCCUACUUUUGUUUCUAUUACAUUUGUGUGUUUAUAAUUUCACUUUUAUACACUAUAGCUGUGCCGUUUGUCACCAAAGUACGUCACCAGUAUUUUAUGUAUUUAUGGUCUGUUUGCUGUUGAAGGCGAACAACAGGGGUCUGACACACUGGAAGCUGUAAAUUGUCGAUCGCCGCGGCGGUCUUGUUAUUCUUCAUUUUUCAGAUUUGCAAAUAAAGGAAGCUUUUUUUUUUUCCA